AUGGAGUUAGAAACUAGACAUUUACAGAUUAAAAAUGCUAAUAAAGACAUUUCUCUUGCAAAGUCCAAAGCUGAGAAUAAUAUAAAAUCUAAGAAAAUUAGAUCACUUGAGUCUAUGAUCAAGAUAUUGGAAGCAGAAUUGGAAAAUAUAAAGAGUAAAUUGAAAUCAAAAGUCAGUAAACUAGAGUGUCUGAAAUCAGAGGCUAUAUCAAACUCUGUACUUAAUAGAAAUGAUGAAAAAAAUAUAACCAAGUUUAAUGAUAUAUCUGCAGUUAUUGAACCUAGUAAAAGUCUCAGACAAUAUUUUAUACAUAGAAAAAAUAUAGAUCAAGCUAAAAAAAUUGAUACUAAGUGUCUUGAGUCAGAAACUCAUAGCUUUACUACUAAUACUAGCUUCAUCAUUAUACUAAAUAAUACUAAUAAUGAAAAAACUCCUAUAUCUGAGGAAUCAGUAAUUCAAGAUUAUUACUAA
Cetraspora pellucida is the source of this 471-nucleotide messenger RNA. The record is from the annotation of a GenBank genome assembly. Lineage: Eukaryota; Fungi; Glomeromycota; Glomeromycetes; Diversisporales; Gigasporaceae.